This is a messenger RNA of Amblyraja radiata (thorny skate), 600 nucleotides long. RefSeq names its product EF-hand calcium-binding domain-containing protein 9. NCBI's taxonomy places the organism in Eukaryota, Metazoa, Chordata, Chondrichthyes, Rajiformes, Rajidae. The record is from RefSeq and is a predicted model, not a curated record. Gene Ontology annotation, cellular component: sperm principal piece; cytoplasm. Bases 1 to 600 code for a protein of 199 amino acids. The transcript has 4 exons. Gene Ontology annotation, biological process: flagellated sperm motility. Gene Ontology annotation, molecular function: calcium ion binding; calcium ion sensor activity.
AUGCAACUAAAGCUUGGAUUUAUUUUUAAUUUUUUGUACCUUGACAAAAUUCAUGUUUUGAUGUCAGUUAGAAAUACUGUACUCCUUUUAGAAUAUUUUAAACUUUUGGAUGUUCAUGACAACAGGACUUUAAAUGAUGUUCAAUUUUUUCACUUCCUUCAAUGUAUCACAGACAUGACAACACAACAUAUCAAAAAGACUUUCAAUAUGUUUGAUUGGAGAGCCUCAGGGGAGAUUGGAUUUGAUGAGUUUUACAUGUUAAUUUGCAUCAUAAUUGCCAACAAGGAUAAAAUGGAACAGCAGUUUCUUUAUCGUCACUCUCGCCCCAUCUUUGACCUAUUUGAUAUGGAUGGGGGACACACCAUUUCCCCAGCUGAAUUUUACAGUGCAGGAUUUCUCUUCAAUAUCAAAGGACGUGCUUUUUUGCAGAUGUUUCAAGAUUAUAGUGGAACUAGCGGUGAGAACCUGACCUACAAUGAAUUCAAAUUGUUCAUCAUGGCCUGUGUAGAUAAGCAAGAGAAAAUUAAUGAAGAUAGAAAGAAAAAGAAACAAUCGCGCUCAGCAUUAUUUCCUGUUAAAGGUUCUGCAUUUUCCAUGUAA